CCAUCUCCCUGGCUCUGUCCACCAUGUUCCACUACCUCCGCAAGAUCGCGCACAAGCGCAACACCGCCACCGCGUCCUCACCUGCAGUCGAGCGGCUGCGUUCGCAUAUAUCGAAGGGGAAAGAGCGAGGCGAUGCGGGGGAGACGAGGAAGACAUCGAUGGAGGGACGAGGGAGGCAGGAGAGGCCCUCGGCACAGCCCGACAGAGGCGAAGCGGCGGCGUCCUCCACAACCCUCUCACCGUCACCGAACCCGCGACAUCGCACCCCACCCCAGCGACGGUGCCCUGCCAGGCAAGUUCCUCUAUGCUGCCUUGCGGCGACCGCCCUGACACCUCGAGAACCUCUAGUACCGCACUGGGAAGACUCUGGGCAGUGGAACGUGCGGAACGAGAUCGCGGUACUCAAGAAAGUCUCAAGAGGCAACCCCAACAUCGUCACGCUUCACGACUACUUCGAGACAUCCCACAAUCUGUACCUGUGUUUCGACCUUUGCACGGGCGGUGAGCUUUUCGAUCGGAUAUGUGCGAAGGGAAAUUACUACGAAGCCGACGCUGCCGAGCUGGUGCGGACGAUCAUGGGCGCCGUGAAGUACAUUCACGGCUGUGGUAUCGUACAAGAGCCCGAAAACCUGCUGUUCCGGACGAAGGACGAGGACGCAGACAUUAUGAUUGCGAUUUGGCCUAAGUCGUCUGGCCACGGCAAGCCUGUCGAUGUCUGGGCCAUGGGUGUCAUCACCUACUUUCUCCUCUGCGCACAAGAGAUGGAGGCGAUCCUCGCGGUGACUACAAAACGUUCCCAGCCCGCGCGCGACUUCGUCGCCUCGUGCCUCACGAUCGACCCCGCCGCACGCCCGACCGCGGAGGAGGCGCUCCAGCUCCCGUGGCUCGCGGCCGCGACGCCGCACUACGUGGCCGACCCCGAGAGCCCGCACGGCGGGCCGAAGGACCUGUUGCCGCAAGUGAAGAAGGCGUUCGACGCGAAGAAGACUUUCCGGAAAGCGGUCCUCUCCAUGGUGGCGAUGCGCCGGAUGUCGACGCUCGCACACACGCAUACGCUCGAUCCGCAGAUCGGCGGCAAGAGCCUGCGGCAGCUCCUCGAAGAGUCCGAGAAGGAACACGUCGACGGCGAGCACUCUGUCAUGCACUUCGACAGCAGCUCGUCCGAAGGCGGCAGCUCCGGCGGUGAGGAGCACAGCGGGCUCGUGGACGCGCUCUCGUCCGUCAAGCUCUCGACUGCUGCGAAGUAACAGCGAUCGCUUGGACUGUAUCAGGCUACAGAAACAUGAGGACCGGGCGCUGCCUGAGCUCGUUCAGUUGCAAUUGGGUUAGAUUUAUGUAGGAUACCGUAGCCCGCUCGGUGGUGUUCGAUAGUGCGUCGGGUCGUCGUCUAUAUCUAACGUGAAGUAGUGUAAUGAUAUGAGAUACCAGUGUGUGCCGAUGGGGUGACGUUAGGCUGCUCGAUUUGUGUGUACAGCAGGAUUGAUGAACUGAACACAACUCA
This is a messenger RNA of Fomitopsis serialis, 1501 nucleotides long. RefSeq names its product kinase-like domain-containing protein. The record is from RefSeq and is a predicted model, not a curated record. The transcript is spliced from 13 exons. Gene Ontology annotation, molecular function: ATP binding; calmodulin binding; calcium/calmodulin-dependent protein kinase activity. Gene Ontology annotation, cellular component: nucleus; cytoplasm. Gene Ontology annotation, biological process: peptidyl-serine phosphorylation; intracellular signal transduction; protein autophosphorylation. Bases 24 to 1247 code for a protein of 407 amino acids. Lineage: Eukaryota; Fungi; Basidiomycota; Agaricomycetes; Polyporales; Fomitopsidaceae.